Brachypodium distachyon (stiff brome) is the source of this 2155-nucleotide messenger RNA. RefSeq names its product calmodulin-binding protein 60 A. Gene Ontology annotation, cellular component: nucleus. Bases 147 to 1853 code for a protein of 568 amino acids. Gene Ontology annotation, biological process: regulation of salicylic acid biosynthetic process. Gene Ontology annotation, molecular function: calmodulin binding; sequence-specific DNA binding; DNA-binding transcription factor activity. The record is from RefSeq and is a predicted model, not a curated record. The transcript has 7 exons. Lineage: Eukaryota; Viridiplantae; Streptophyta; Magnoliopsida; Poales; Poaceae.
AAGAGAGACCAAACCAAAGCAUCGGCUUCGGUCGAACUGUGGACGCCGAACCUGUUCCGUGCGGCGCAGCACAGGGUUAGACUUAGUUAGGUCGUUGCGGCCAGCCAGCAUCAGGUGCGGCAAUCGGAGGGGAGGGCUCGUCGGAGAUGUCGCAGAAGCGGCAGCCGGAGGAGGGCGAGCGCUUCCGCGGCGGCGGCGGACGGGCCGAGUCAGGAGGGAGCUCUUCCCCGCCCCACCUCCGCGGGGAGCCCAAGCGGCAGAGGGUUCCCGCCCUCCGCGAGGUCAUCACGGAGGUGAUGCGGAAGAGCAGCAUCGAGAAGCUCUUCAUGUCGAUCGAGCCCCUCAUCCGGAGAGUGGUGAAAGAAGAAAUUGAAUUGGCGCUCGCGAAUCAUGCCACUAUGAUGACAAGAAGUCCCACAUACAUCGUUCCGUCUACAUCAAAAAAAUUGCAGCUGCAGUUCACUACUAGGCUUUCUCUUCCAAUUUUCACUGGCUCAAAGAUUGAAGGCGAGGGUACCUUAACUCUAACUAUUGCUCUAGUCGACUCUUUUACUAGAGAAAUUGUAGCAUCAGGCAAGGAAUCCCUGUUGAAGGUUGAAAUAGUAGUUCUAGAGGGGGACUUUGAAGGUGGAGAAGGCAACGACUGGACUGCUCAGGAGUUCAACAAUAACAUUGUUAGAGAAAGAGAAGGAAAACGGCCAUUGCUUUCUGGAGACGUGUGUGUUGGACUUGACAGAGGCAUUGGUACAGUGGGAGAUGUAUCAUUCACAGAUAACUCCAGUUGGACACGCAGCCGAAAGUUCAGGUUAGGUGCAAGAACUGAGGAUGGUUGUUUUAGUGGCAUGAGAGUACGCGAAGCAAAAACUGAAUCAUUUGUGGUGAAGGAUCAUCGUGGAGAAUUGUACAAGAAGCAUCACCCGCCAGUUCUUGAAGACGAGGUUUGGCGUCUGGAGAAGAUUGGCAAGGAGGGAGCUUUCCACAAGCGUCUGAAUAAGGAGAAGAUAGUUACAGUCAAAGAUUUUCUUACCUUAUUAAAUCUUGAUGCUCCUAAGCUUCGAAAGAUAUUGGGCAGUGGCAUGUCAACUAAGAUUUGGGAGGUCACUGUUGAGCAUGCCAAGACAACAUGUAUUCUCAGUGACAAGGUGCAUGUUUAUUAUCUAGACAGCCUAAGCAAAACAGCUGUUGUAUUCAAUGCUGUUGGGCAAGUGAGAGGUUUCCUAUCAGAGAAGUUUGUUUCUGUUGAUGAUCUUACAGAGCAGGAGAAGGCUGAAGCACAUGCAGGUGUGAAACAAGCGUAUGAACAUUGGGAGAAUGUCUUGACCUGUGACGAUAAAACACUUUUGGAGAAUCCGUUACAACUCCUCGAUAUGAGAUGUCCAUCUUUGCAUGAAAAUGAAUAUUACCAGUUACCUACUGAAAAUGUCACUGAUGGUUUCGGUUUAAGCCACUUGGACAUACCAUCAGUUGACAUUUUCUCUGCCGAACCCUCUUGUGCCUUAGAUCCUUGUGCACUGGGAACUGCAGAAAACGGUGGAAAUGGAUUUCAGUCGGUGCUUCCUCCACUUGGUAGCCAUGGACAGCUUCAACAGUCACAGGCUUUAGACAGGUUCUCCAAUUCGUUGGUUUAUGAGGAGUCCACCAGUCAUCCUUCAUUCAGUGAAGACUAUUAUCCCUGCACAGAUCCUGCCGUAUCUUUCGACACCCAAGAUCUUGGUGCUGCAUUGAAGGGCUUCAUUGCGACUAUAUCAAAGCCCAAGCCUUACAGAGGAUGGAGGACACUGUCUUAUGUUUUAGGAUGGAUAUUCUACACCAGGAAAAUGGUUGCUCAAAAGAGAAAGAAACCCGGGAAAUGAUGGUUUUCAUUUUCAUGUGGUUGCUUAGUUAAACCGUGAAAUAUACAAGUGGAGGAAAGGAAUGUACAUAAGAGUGGUUGGUUAUCUUUCGAUCUUCCUUUUUUUUUUCCUGGAACAUGCUCUGCUAGUUUCUUGAGCCAUUUUAUCAUCAAGAGCUUCAGACGAAGCUUUGUGUACAUGGUGAAAUAUAUGCACAUAAUCUGUAAAUAUUGAUGACUGAUGAUGCUCUUUUGUGGUCUGUCAUCAGUAUAUAUUUAAGUUAUGCAAAAAGGGUGAAACUGGAGAAUGACAUUUUUUUAGAA